Archocentrus centrarchus (flier cichlid) is the source of this 2716-nucleotide messenger RNA. RefSeq names its product kelch repeat and BTB (POZ) domain containing 8 (gene kbtbd8). Gene Ontology annotation, molecular function: protein binding. NCBI's taxonomy places the organism in Eukaryota, Metazoa, Chordata, Actinopteri, Cichliformes, Cichlidae. The coding region runs from base 1 to 1815 and encodes 604 amino acids. The record is from RefSeq and is a predicted model, not a curated record. The transcript is spliced from 5 exons.
AUGGCUGCCAGUGGAGAGGUAGGGAAGCUGUUACAAGUACAAAAUGGGACACCUCCAAUCACCAACUACAAUGGGGUAGAUGCUGUUCAUGCUUGUAACAUCCUGCAGCAGCUCAAAGCCUUGUAUGAUGAAGCACAGCUCACAGACAUCGUUGUAGAAGUGGACCAUGGCAAGACCUUUUCAUGCCACAGAAAUGUUCUUGCUGCAAUCAGCCCAUAUUUUAGGUCCAUGUUCACCAGUGGCCUUACAGAGAGUAGUCAGCGUGAGGUUAGAAUCGUUGGGGUGGAAUCUGAAUCCAUGCACCUCGUCCUAGAUUAUGCCUACACGUCCAGGGUCUCGCUCUCUGAAUCCAAUGUCCAAGCCCUGUUCACUGCAGCCAGCAUUUUCCAGAUUCCUGCCCUGCAGGACCAGUGUGCCCAGUUCAUGAUCAGCCGGCUUGACCCUCAGAACUGUAUAGGAGUCUUCAUGUUUGCUGAUGCAUAUGGGCACCAGGAACUGAGGGAACGCUCGCAGGAUUAUAUCCGCAAGAAGUUCUUGUGUGUAUCAUGGGAGCAAGAGUUCCUCCAGAUGACCAAGGAGCAGUUGGUCAGCAUUUUGAAUAAUGAUGACCUCAAUGUGGAAAAGGAAGAGCAUGUCUAUGAGAGCAUUGUGCGCUGGCUAGAACAUGAUCUGACUGGCCGUGAAGCCCAUCUAGCUGAGGUUUUUUCCCAGUGCAUCCGAUUGCCCUUGCUGGAUGAGGCCUUUCUCAGUCGGAUACCCGCGCCUUUUGCUUGCGCCCUGUCCCUGUCAAAAGACCCCGCUGAGGCCAAAGCUCGCCUCACUGGUACAAAUGGUUGCCCACAGCGCCUGGGUAUGACUGCUUCCGAAAUGGUCAUCUGCUUUGAUGCUGCUCAUAAACACUCAGGUAAGAAGCAGACGGUGCCUUGCCUGGACACAGCCACAGGAAGGGUGUUCAAACUUUGCAAACCACCUAAUGAUCUCCGGGAGGUUGGUAUCUUGGUAUCCCCAGAAAAUGACAUCUACAUUGCCGGUGGGUACCGGCCGAGCAACAGCGAGGUGUCCAUAGACCAUCGAGCAGAAAGUGACUUCUGGCAAUACGAGCAUGCAGGCAACCGAUGGCUUCCACGUGCACCUCUUCUGAGAGCUCGAAUUGGUUGCAGGCUUGUGCACUGCUGUGGAAAGCUGUACGCACUGGGAGGCCGUGUUUAUGAAGGUGAUGGGCGAAAUGCAUUAAAAUCAGUAGAGUGCUAUGAUGCCAGAGACAACUGUUGGACUGCAGUCAGCCCUAUGCCAGUGGCCAUGGAGUUUCACAGUGCUGUGGAGUACAAAGACCGUAUUUAUGUCCUCCAAGGUGAAUAUUUCUUCUGCUAUGAUCCCCGUAAGGACUAUUGGAGUCAUCUGGCUCCAAUGAGUGUCCCUCGGAGUCAGGGUCUGGCUGCCUUGUAUAAAAACUGCAUCUACUACAUAGCCGGGAUCUGCAGGAACCACCAGCGUACCUUUAUUGUGGAGGUCUACGACAUUGAGAAGAACACAUGGAGCCACAAGAAUGAUCUACCCUUUGACCAAGCCACAAGCCCGUAUAUCAAGGCCAUGCUGCUGCAAGGCAAGCUACAUCUGUUUGUACGAGCCACUCAAGUCAUGGUGGAGGAGCAUGUGUUUCGCACUAGCCGGAAGAACUCCCUUUACCAGUAUGAUGAUGAGGCAGACAUAUGGACCAAAGUCUAUGAGACACCCGAUCGCCUCUGGGAUUUGGGUCGCCAUUUUGAAUGUGUGGUGGCCAAACUAUAUCCACAGUGUCUACAGAAAGUGCUUUGAGGUACCUGAAUUUUGUGAACCUCAUCUGUGAGGUGGAGGGGGAGUAGUGUGGUCUUGUCUGCCUUGUGCCUGGUGUUACCUUGGGUUUGCACCACAUGCACCAUUUUUGGUUAAGUCUUAAGUUGUUCAACUUCUGGUGUAAUAUGAUCAAAAUGGGGGUGCUUUUAAAGAUUGCAGUAUUUUUUUUUUCUUUUCGAUACAGCACCAACUACCCACACUGAGGCUUGUUUAACAAAACCGUACAAUGACUCAUAAGUGCAAUUAUACUAUUUUUUGCUUGUUGUUGAGCCAUGUUCUAUUUUUGUGUUAGGUGCAUAAAUAUACCAAUCAGCCACAACAUUAAAAUCAUGAACCAAAUAUUGUGUGUGUUCCCCUUUUGCCUGGAAAGCAACUCUGACCCAUUGUGUCAUUUGGUGCUGGGCGCUUGAACGUUAGCAGUGGAUCCUUUGAGUCCUCAGAGUUGCAGGGUGGGGCCUCUGUGGAUCAGGCUUGUAUUAACGCUGACUGUCAGUGGUGUUAAUGUUGUGGCUGAUCAGUCUUGUGUAUGAAGUUUUAUAAAUGAUAAGCAUGCGACUGAGGGUGUUGCCUCUGGAGAUAUGGAUGCUAUGUGUCAGCAUAAAGUGAAACUCUAUGUAGAUAUAGAAAUAUACAAAUAGCGAUAUAAACUAUAUAUUCAUACGGGUAAGAUGAGUACCUUAGGUCAUUAGUAGAUUGCUGGCUCUGAGGAUUGUGUGGAUUUUUUUCCUAUUGUGUGUUCAUGCCUCUUUUCAGCUUAUUUUAUAUGCAAAUUUUAAUUUGAAGUGUGCUUGUGAUUUACAUUAGUGUUUUCAAAGGUUGAAAGUUAAACUUUUUAUUGUCCACUCUUCUUCCACAGGUGUCAGUGUGUCAAACAUACACUAUG